Molecule: messenger RNA, 2249 nt
Organism: Medicago truncatula (barrel medic)
Lineage: Eukaryota; Viridiplantae; Streptophyta; Magnoliopsida; Fabales; Fabaceae
Product: NADPH-dependent diflavin oxidoreductase 1
Exons: 12
Coding region: 441-2072 (543 amino acids)
Cellular component (GO): cytosol
Molecular function (GO): oxidoreductase activity; flavin adenine dinucleotide binding; FMN binding
Source: RefSeq, a predicted model, not a curated record
AAUUAACAACAGUUGCGCCCAGACUCCCCUAAGCUUCUGUUGCCGCCGCGGCUCAGCUUAUUCGACCGCCGUAAUUUAUUAACUUUUCUCCUUUCAUCAAAACCUCAAAGCGCCAGAAAAGUGCGACUCCGGCCAUCUAUGCCACGGCGUAGGACAAAUUCUGUUCCGUUACUACAUUAUUAUGAUAAGCUCUUGUAUGAAGAGAAUGAAAGACAUAGCAACAACAACAACAACACCGUCAUAAGCUUCUGAUACUAUAAGCAACUCAAACCGGCAAUGCAUUGGAUGCUGCUGAACGUCUUGCUCGUGAAGCUGAACGAAGAGCUUGCCCCAUCAAUCUUCUUUCUCUUGAUCAAUAUCAUCCUGUAUAGCUUAUUACCUCAGGAAGAAUAUUUGGUUUUGUUUUUUCUACUACAGGCCAGGGUGAUACCCCUGAUUCCAUGAAGGUCUUUUGGAGGUUUCUUCUUCAGAAAAGCCUAAGCCAACAUUGGCUGAAAAGGGUACAUUACGCCGUUUUCGGUUUGGGCGAUUCUUGUUAUCAGAAGUACAAUUUUGUUACAAAGAAGCUGGACAAAAGAUUAAUGGACCUUGGAGGAAAAGCUAUUCUAGAAAGAGGUUUGGGAGAUGAUCAGCAACCUUCAGGCUAUGAAGGUACUCUUGAUCCUUGGCUGUCUUCUCUAUGGAGAAUGUUAAACAUGAUCAAACCAGAACUCUUACCUAGUGGUCCAGAUGUUUUGAUUCAAGAUACAACGUUGAUUGACCAACCUAAAGUCCAAAUCACAUAUCACAAUAUUGAAAAUGUCGUGUCUCAUUCCUCAGACACUGGCAGUGUUCGUUCAAUGCAUCCUGGAAAAUCAUCUUCCAACAGAAAUGGAUAUCCUGACUGCUUUCUUAAGUUGGUGAAGAAUCUUCCUUUAACCAAACCAAACUCUGGAAAAGAUGUUCGUCAUUUUGAAUUUGAAUUUGUUUCACAUGCUAUUGAGUAUGACACUGGUGAUAUUCUUGAAGUUCUCCCUGGUCAAGAUUCAGCUGCAGUUGAUGCUUUCAUACGACGAUGUAAUUUGGAUCCCGAUUCACUCAUCACUGUUAGUCCUAAAGGAAUGGAUUGCAAUGGACAUGGCUCUAGAAUGCCUGUAAAAUUAAGAACUUUUGUGGAAUUGACUAUGGAUGUAGCUUCAGCUUCCCCUCGGCGGUAUUUCUUCGAGGUUAUGAGGUUUUUUGCAACAGCUGAACAUGAGAGGGAAAGACUUGAGUAUUUUGCUUCACCUGAAGGAAGAGAUGAUCUGUACCAAUACAACCAGAAAGAGAGGAGAACUGUUCUUGAGGUACUGAAGGAUUUUCCUUCUGUACAAAUGCCACUUGAGUGGCUAAUCCAAUUGGUUCCUAUGCUAAAAAAGAGAGAAUUCUCCAUAUCUUCUUCUCAAUCAUCUCAUCCAAAUCAAGUACACUUGACUGUGAGUGUGGUGUCCUGGACAACACCUUACAAGAGGAAAAAGAAAGGACUAUGCUCCUCAUGGCUAGCCGCAUUAGAUCCCCGCGAUGCCGUCAGCCUUCCCGUCUGGUUCCAAAAAGGCUCCCUUCCUACACCAUCACCUUCACUUCCCCUCAUACUUGUUGGACCGGGAACAGGAUGUGCACCUUUUCGCGGAUUUAUAGAGGAAAGGGCAUUGCAAAGUAAAACUAUUUCCAUUGCUCCAAUUAUAUUCUUCUUUGGCUGUUGGAAUGAAGAUGGAGACUUUUUAUACAAAGACUUCUGGUUGAAUCAUUCACAGAACAAUGGUGUGCUUUCAGAAUCAACAGGUGGAGGUUUCUAUGUUGCUUUCUCUAGAGACCAGCCAGAAAAGGUUUAUGUUCAGCAUAAGUUGAGGGAACACAGUGGAAGGGUUUGGAACUUAUUAGCUGAGGGAGCUUCUGUUUAUAUAGCAGGUUCAUUAACCAAAAUGCCUACAGAUGUAACAUCAGCUUUUGAGGAAAUUGUAUCUAAAGAAAAUGAUGUUUCAAAAGAAGAUGCAGUUAGAUGGAUUAGGGCAUUAGAAAAGUGUGGUAAAUAUCACAUUGAAGCAUGGUCUUGAGAAAUUUACUUGGGUCAACUAGGAAGUUAUUUUCCCACUUAAUCCAACUGUUUAGGAGGUCCAAUAAUACAGUUUUUUUUAAAGUCUAGUAUGAUGGAAUGUAUCAAAUUGGUGCAAAUUUUGUGGUUCCAAAAUUGGACAUUUGAUAGGGGUAUGUUAGCCGGUAUUUAUUGGAAA